AUGACGACGUCGAGCUUGCCAUACACAGGCUCUGCGGCUGCGUCCAUCAUGGCGACACCCUCGCGGGCGCCGCUGAAGCGCGUCAGCACGGUGCAGUUUGGGUUGCUCUCACCGGAUGAGAUUCGGGCAGUAUCCGUGGCCCGGAUCGAGUACCCAGAAACGGUGGAGGGCGGCGUGCCAAAGAUCGGUGGUCUGGCGGACCCGCGUCUUGGCACCAACGACCGGGCCGUCAAAUGCGCCACAUGUGCCGGGUCUAUGUCCGACUGCCCUGGGCAUUUUGGCCACAUCGAAUUGGCACGACCGGUCUUCCAUAUCGGCUACAUUGACAAGAUCAAAAAAAUACUAGAAUGCAUCUGCUUUCACUGCGGGCGAUUGCGAGUAGAUCCUGGUGUUGCUGCAAAGGCAGCAGUAGCGCGUUCGAUGCGCGAGUCCCGGGCACGUCUCAGCGCCGUCUGGGCAAUAUCCAAGACGCGUAUGCGUUGCGACGUUACGAUCGAGCAACCGGUGGCCGAGGGCGCAAUAUCAUCAUCUGACGCUGCCAGCUUCCACGAAGGCGAAGAAGAGGAUGGCGAUUGGGUUUCUUACAAAGAGGAGGCAGCCAAGCGGAAAGCACAGUCCAAGGAUGAACGUAAAGGGCAGCCUCUAAUGGUUGGGUGCGGCCAGAUCCAGCCACAAAUCCGUCGAGAUGGGCUGCGAUUAAUGGCCGUCAUUCCCGCUUCAAAGGCUGCAGGGGACGAAGCACUUUCCCGCAGCGUUGUGCCACCUUCACGCGUGCUCGCGCUAUUCCGCAAGAUUCGCGAUGAAGAUUUGAUAACAAUGGGGCUUUCGCCCAUUUUCGCGCGACCCGAAUGGAUGGUGCUCAGCGUGCUAGCUGUGCCGCCUCCACCGGUACGACCGGCAAUCCAAGCCGAUUCAGGUGCCGCCAUCAAAGGCGAAGAUGACUUGACACACAAACUGGCAGACAUUGUCAAAGCGAACGCUGCUUUAGCACGGCACGAGGCUGAAGGGGCUCCUGCACACAUCUUGGCAGAGUUUGAGGCUCUUUUACAGUUCCACUGCGCUACAUUUAUUGAUAACGAAAUUCCAGGGCAACCACAGGCUUUGCAAAAAAGUGGCCGGCCACUUAAAGCCCUACGUGCACGUCUUAAAGGCAAAGAGGGCCGUUUGCGUGGAAAUCUCAUGGGAAAGCGUGUUGAUUUUUCUGCACGUACGGUGAUCUCCCCAGACCCGAACCUAGAACUGGAUGAGGUUGGUGUGCCUCGCUCUAUCGCCAUGACGUUAACUGUGCCAGAACGCGUGACCCCAUGGAACGUAGAGCGGCUGGCGGCGUUGGUGCGAGAAGGACCUCGGGUUCAUCCUGGAGCACGAUACGUUAUCCGCGAGGACGGGACUCGCGUAGAUCUUCGUUUUGCGACCCCAGAGUCGUCAUUAUUGUUGGCACGCAAUGUAGUUGUGGAGCGCCAUUUGUCUGAUGGCGAUAUCGUGCUUUUCAAUCGGCAACCAUCGCUACACAAAAUGUCAAUGAUGGCCCAUCGAGUGCGUGUGAUGCCCUACUCGACAUUCCGGCUAAAUCUUUCCGUGACAACGCCCUACAAUGCAGACUUUGACGGGGAUGAAAUGAACAUGCAUGUUCCGCAAGGCCCCGAAUCGGCUACAGAACUACGCUCACUUGCCGCGGUCACGACACAAAUCAUCUCGCCGCAAGGAUGCAAGCCAGUGAUGGGCAUCGUACAGGAUUCACUAACGGGUAUCCGCAAAAUGACGCGGCGGGAUGUCUUUGUGAGCUGGAGCCAUGUCAUGGGCUGUCUAUGGGCCGCUGCGUCGCCACAAUGGAAUGGCCGGCUGCCGAUGCCGGCCGUGCUCAAACCUGUUGCCCAGUGGACGGGGAAGCAGCUCAUUUCGCAAGUAUUGCCGCCAGGUCUCAACGUUUCUGGGUUUCAUGCUGCGCACAUCGAUGGCGAGCGCGACAAUCUCUCCGACACACAGGUGCUGAUUGAGGAUGGGCAAUUGCUGACAGGAAUUUUGUGCAAGCGUACCGUGGGUACGGCGGCUGGUGGACUGAUCCACGUGCUUGUCAACGAUGGCCAUUGCUGGAGCGGUGGCGAGCCAGCAGCCUGUGCUUUUUUCGGCAGCUUGCAACGCCUAGUGACUCAUUGGCUACUAGAAAACGGGUUCUCCAUCGGCAUCGGAGACACGGUCGCCGAUGCAGCCACCAUGGCUACCAUAACAGAAACGAUUCGCACAGCAAAACGAAAUGUCUCGGCAAUUAUUUCGCGGGCGCAGGCGGGGCGGCUCACGACGCUCCCCGGUAUGACGGGGCGUUCCACGUUCGAGCACGAAAUUUGCAAGGAAUUAAAUAGGGCGCGCGAUCACUCUGGUGCGUCGGCUCAGCGCUUCUUACGCGAACAAAACAACGUCAAACAGAUGGUGGUCGCUGGCUCAAAAGGCACCUUCAUCAAUCUUUCGCAAAUGACUGCGUGUGUGGGGCAACAAACGGUAGAGGGCUCACGCAUUCCGAUGAGCUUUGGCGGUGGCGGCGGCGCCUCGCGCACGCUGCCACAUUUUCUCAAAUCGGACGAUGGGCCUGAAUCGCGCGGCUUUGUGGAAAACUCGUAUUUGCGCGGGCUGACGCCACAAGAGUUCUUCUUUCAUGCGAUGGGAGGACGUGAAGGGCUUAUCGAUACUGCCGUCAAAACUGCCGAGACAGGCUACAUUCAACGGCGGCUUGUAAAAGCGCUAGAGGAUCUUACUGUCGCAUAUGAUGGCACUGUGCGCAACGGUCUCGGGCAAGUUGUCCAAUUCGCAUACGGCGAUGACGGCAUGGAUGCCCAAGCCCUUGAGCGCAUCAACGUUGCUGCUUUAGUAGGUGGUGCACCUACCGGUGGAGUUACCGUUCCCACCCACACGGGUGCGUAUCCAUCCUAUGCGUCAUUAUUGGAGGCAGAGCAGCGGGGCUUGGCAGCAGCAGCACUAGCUUUUCCGCGCACUGGGCUUGUGGAAUUGCAGGCACUACCUGUCAACAUUUCGCGCCUACUUUGGAACGCUCGCAUUCGGUUUCAUUUGGGCACAGGAGGCGCCAAUGUUCAGCCCGUUGACUCGCGCCAUGCUCUGGUUGCUGUUGCAUCUCUUGUGGAUCGUCUCAAGUCCACGGUAAUCCCAGGAGGGGCAAGUUUUCCUUCCUCUUCAAUCAUUACCCCGCAUUUGCUGGUGAUGACGCCUCUUGAGGCGGCAGUGCGUAUGGGACUGUCGCUAGCGCAGAUCACUGCACAUCGAUUAACGCGCGAGGCUUUUGAUUGGGUUGUAGGAGAGGUUGAGGCCCGCGUGCGCAAAGCGCAUGUAGCCCCAGGAGAAAUGGUUGGUGUCAUUGCCGCACAAUCGAUUGGCGAGCCUGCAACACAAAUGACGCUAAACACGUUCCACUUGGCAGGUGUCUCGCAUGGCCAGUUGACACAUGGUGUGCCGCGGCUUAAGGAGCUCAUCAACGCUGCUGUAAAUACACGCACGCCUUCACUGACCAUCCGACCUGCAAUCAAUCGGACUAGUGGGUCUGCAGAAUCUUCUCCCCUAGAGAUCGCUAAAGAAGUCGCCGCAUUGCUCGAAGCAACGCCCCUGCGCGCACUGACAGCGUAUACACAGGUCAUCUAUGACCCGGCUGUGGAGAGCACAGUUGUGGCUGAGGAUUCAGAUCUUGUCGAGGCAUACUUUGCAUUACCCGAUGCUGCCUUACUGGAGGCAUCGCAGCGGGCUUCUCCAUGGAUAUUGCGGUUAGUGCUAGACCGUGCUAGCAUGUUGGAUCACGGCGUCACCAUUGGUGAUAUAGCACGAGCACUCGGGGAUGCCUACGGCCAAGACUUGCUUAUUUUGCAUGCUGACGAGAAUGCAGACCAUCCCGUAGUACGUUGCCGAGUUAUUCGUCCAGAAGCUAUGGAUACUGAUGGAAACACUGACGAUUUACUGGCGGACGAUUCAUGCGCUGAGGAUCUCUUUCUGCGGCGUGUCGAAGCAAAUAUGAUGGAGAGUAUUUGGCUCAAAGGCAUUCCAGGCAUCAACCGUGUAUUUAUUGUGGAGCGAGCUGCGGGGGCCACCGCUGCAACCGUUGAACUGCAGACAGCAGGUGCUGGUGGCCUAGGUGCGCUCUUUGGGCAUGCUCCUGUGCUCGAUGCAAUCGACUGCUCACGCACACUUUCAAAUUCGGUGCCUGAAAUUGCGACGGUACUGGGAAUCGAGGCUGCACGUGCCGCAUUGCUUAAUGAGUUGCGGGAUGUGAUUGAGACCGGCGGCUCAUACGUCAAUGGGCGGCAUCUCUCGCUGUUGGCCGAUAUCAUGACGCGUCGAGGGAUUGUGACGGGUAUCACACGCCACGGUACCAACAGAGACGAUCAUGGCGCACUGAUGCGGUGUUCCUUCGAGGAGACUGUAGAGAUCUUGAUGGAAGCCGGAGCGUCCGGUGAGCUCAAUCCCGUUGGAUCCUCGCUUUCCGAGUCGGUGAUGAUGGGGCAAAUGGCGCCCAUUGGGACUGGAUCAUUUGACCUGCUGCUUGAUGAGGACCGACUUGCAAUGGGCGCUCUUGUACCGGCACUUUCUGCGACAGCAUACUCUAUGGUUGCUGCGCAAGCGACAAACAUGAUGUCCACAGUGUCUGGUUCAGCCACGCCAGGGUCACUUGGCUUUCGCUCGCCAUGGGUGCAGACUGGAGCUGGAUCUUCGCCACAGCCGUACCUGAAAGGAUCGCGCUCGCCUACGUUCCGCUCUUCUGGAGAUGGAUAUCGCACACCGGGUGACAUUGGCUUUUCUCCUUUUUCUACAUCCAGCGGCUUUUCCUCCGGCUCGUCCCCGUCAUGGUGGGGCGGUCGCUCGCCUGCUGCUCUUGUGGGAAGGUUUUCGCCUACCUCGCCAGGAUAUAGCCCGACGUCGCCUGGGUACAGCCCAACGUCUCCGGGGUACAGCCCAACAUCUCCGGGGUACAGCCCAACAUCUCCGGGGUACAGUCCAACUAGUCCUAGUUAUAGCCCAACUAGUCCAAGUUAUAGCCCAACUAGUCCUAGCUACAGCCCUACCAGCCCGAGUUACAGUCCGACUAGCCCUAGCUACAGUCCGACUAGUCCAAGUUACAGUCCAACUAGUCCAAGUUACAGUCCGACUAGUCCAAGUUACAGCCCGACUAGUCCAAGUUACAGCCCGACUAGCCCUAGCUAUUCACCCACUAGUCCUAGCUACAGUCCGACUAGCCCUAGCUAUUCACCCACUAGCCCAAGUUACAGUCCUACUAGUCCUAGCUACAGCCCUACCAGCCCAAGUUACAGUCCUACUAGCCCAAAAUAUUCGCCAUCCUCACCAAGGCCUGGCGCCUUUUCUCAGACAGCCUUCUCACCCAAGUCUCCCGGAUACUCUCCCUCGCUCUCUUCUUCCGGCCAGCGGCACAAGAAGUGA
This is a messenger RNA of Mitosporidium daphniae, 5430 nucleotides long. Its product is annotated as DNA-directed RNA polymerase. Gene Ontology annotation, cellular component: RNA polymerase II, core complex. Lineage: Eukaryota; Fungi; Microsporidia. Gene Ontology annotation, molecular function: DNA binding. The transcript is spliced from 3 exons. The record is from RefSeq and is a predicted model, not a curated record. Gene Ontology annotation, biological process: transcription by RNA polymerase II. The coding region runs from base 1 to 5430 and encodes 1809 amino acids.